UCGUUUUUUUUCUCUCGGGAGAGGGUUGAAGUACCGUGACAAAAGACGUUACACCAUCUUGGGUGGUGGGAAAAAAUGCGUAUAAAUAUGCUGUACUCAAACUUAGUGGACACCGAAAUGUCCAGCUUUCAUUCUGCCAGGUUGGAGGGGGCUCGGCCAGCACAGUGGUGUCGUAACGAAUCGCAAUGACCAACUAGUUGGGGUGAAUUUUGUAUGGAUGCGGGCGGAGGAGAGGGAGGAGGAAGGCAGGCUGGAGGCUGGGCCAGCCAGUGGAAUGCUACGUGUCUUGGAGGCCCUUUUUAAAGCCCCCCUCGUCGCCUUUGGUGACCGGAGCCAAAAAAAAAAAAAGUUAACGACGACCGAUUGCAGCACCAUCCCGAGCCCCGUGAGUCAAGCGCAGCGAGUCCGGUGUCCAGCAGCCCAUCGGCGGCUUCUCCCUCGUCGGAAAUGUCCGGAGUGAAGAAGCCUCGUACGGUAAGAGCCAGAGCGAGUCACCCGCAAGUUGUCAUGAAACUCACGGAGGAGAACCUCAACAGGUCUACCAAUGUGGUCUACCAGGCCCACCAUGUCAGUCGCAGCAAGAGGGGACAGGUUGUGGGCACCAGGGGAGGGUUCCGAGGGUGCACCAUUUGGCUCACAGGUUUGUCUGGGGCUGGAAAAACCACCAUCAGUUUUGCCCUGGAAGAGUUCCUGGUAUCCCAUGCCAUCCCUUGCUACUCCCUGGACGGCGACAACAUUCGUCACGGCCUGAACAAGAAUUUGGGCUUCUCAGCCACAGACCGCGAGGAGAAUAUCCGUCGCAUCGCUGAGGUGGCCCGACUGUUUGCGGACGCCGGACUUGUUUGCAUCACCAGUUUCAUCUCCCCCUUUACUAAGGAUCGUAACGAAGCCAGGAAAAUCCACGCGAGCGCCGGGCUACCAUUUUUUGAGGUGUUUAUCCACGCUCCCUUAGAGGUGUGCGAGAGCAGAGAUGUAAAAGGACUCUACAAGAAGGCUCGGGCUGGCGAGAUUAAAGGCUUUACAGGAAUCGACUCAGACUACGAGCGCCCCGAGGCGCCGGAGUUGCUGCUGAAAACCGGAGAGCUCUCCGUGAACGAGUGCCUGGAACAUGUGCUGGAGAUGCUCCGUGAGCAGAACAUUGUGCCGGGUGAGAUCAUGGAGGACGCCAACGAAUUAUUUGUACCGGAAAACUUUGUGGAUCACGCCGUGGCCAAUGCGAGCACGCUGCCUACCAUAAGCAUCACCAAGGUAACCCGUCUCUCCGCUGCCCAUUUUGGCCUCAUUUAUCAAGCCGCACAGCAGAUGGCGGAGAUGUUUUGAGAAUCCCUGAAGUAU
This is a messenger RNA of Hippocampus comes (tiger tail seahorse), 1335 nucleotides long. Its product is annotated as bifunctional 3'-phosphoadenosine 5'-phosphosulfate synthase 2-like. The transcript has 6 exons. The record is from RefSeq and is a predicted model, not a curated record. Gene Ontology annotation, molecular function: ATP binding; adenylylsulfate kinase activity. Bases 448 to 1320 code for a protein of 290 amino acids. Gene Ontology annotation, biological process: 3'-phosphoadenosine 5'-phosphosulfate biosynthetic process; sulfate assimilation. NCBI's taxonomy places the organism in Eukaryota, Metazoa, Chordata, Actinopteri, Syngnathiformes, Syngnathidae.